This is a messenger RNA of Coniophora puteana RWD-64-598 SS2, 1361 nucleotides long. Its product is annotated as glycoside hydrolase family 28 protein. Gene Ontology annotation, molecular function: polygalacturonase activity. The transcript is spliced from 17 exons. Gene Ontology annotation, biological process: carbohydrate metabolic process. The record is from RefSeq and is a predicted model, not a curated record. NCBI's taxonomy places the organism in Eukaryota, Fungi, Basidiomycota, Agaricomycetes, Boletales, Coniophoraceae. Bases 1 to 1302 code for a protein of 433 amino acids.
AUGCGACCCCCACAAACCCAACGCCUGCUUCUCUUGUCUUCUCUGGUCGCUCUCGCCUCCGCACAGACAACGCUCAUCGUCCCGCAUACCGAUGGAUCCGACGACGUCCCAGCGCUCACAGCCUUGCUCUCGAACACCAGCAACGGCCCAGGGAGCUACACUUCGGAAGCAUCCAUCAUCUUUAGUGCAAACACGACAUAUAAUGUCUGGUCUCCGCUCGUGUUUCCUGAGCUGAAUGAUGUCGAGGUGCGAAUCGAAGGGAACUUGACCUACCCGGAGAACAUCACCCUCGUACAAGAGUAUGUUGGCGCAUCGAACUAUAUGGGUGCUUGGAUCACCUUUACUGGAGGAAAAAACGUCACCUUAAGCGGCUCCCGAGAUCCUACACAAGGUUGGAUGAACGGAAAUGGGCAACUUUGGUGGGAUAUCGCGCAGCAGACCAACCGUCCGUACGGUUGGCUCUUUGGGAACAUUACUGGGGGUGUAAUCAGGAACCUCAAAGUUUACAAGCCCAUCGCGUGGAACUUCAUCACAACCGGAUCGACAGACCUUCUCGUAUACAACAACACCAUCCUCGCCGGCUCGUCCAAUGCUUCGGCGUAUCCCUUCAACACGGAUGGUUUCGUCGCGCAGGGAAACAACCAGGUCUACGAGAGCAACUACGUCGUCAAUGGUGACGACUGCAUACGCAUUGCGGACCAGUCCAUGAACAUCACAUGGAGGAAUGGCUAUUGCGAAGGCAGUCACGGCCUUUCCGUUGGGUCCUUGGGCGCGAGCGGCGCAGACUCUAUGAUCAUGAACGUACUGUUUGAGAAUAGCAUCAUGAACCACACAUUGUACGCAGCUCGCUUUAAGAGUUGGACAGGCGGAAAUGGCAUCGCAGCUAACAUUACCUGGAGAAACGUCCUGUUCAAUGACGUCAUGUUCCCGAUCUACGUUACGCAGAACUACUGGGAUCAAAGCCUUGGACCUAAACCCAACGCGUCAAAUGUCAACGAAACACACAUCUCCAACCUUCUCUUUGAAAACUUCGCAGGCUCAGUGAACGAUAUCCCAGGUUAUCAAGACGGAUCGUGUGUCUCCGAUCCCUGCUGGUAUUAUGUUGCGAACGCCACUGGCAAGGAGGUUGUCAUCUUUGACUUGUAUCCGGGAUCAGCUACGAAUGUCGUCGCUCAGAAUCUUUUCGGCACGACGGUCACUGGUGCUCCAAUUGCAGCGAUGUGCAACACCUCCACAAUCUCUACGGAAGUGGGGUUUGUCUGCCAAGACGGGCCAUACAUCCCAACUUCACUGGGGUGGUAGAGGAAAUCAAUCAAACGUAGUAAGCCUGCAAAAUCAUGUGCAUUGAGAGUAAAAUACCG